GGGCGGGCCACCCCUCGCCCGCUUGCCUGCUGCUGAGUGGCAGUCACGACUGUGCGCGCUGGCGAGGUGGCCGCAGGCAAGGCCGGGUGGGGCGGAGCGGGCGCUUUCCCUCUGCCUGCGGGGAGUGCGCGGAGGUGGGCAGGACCCGGGAGGGGUGAGGCCAGAGGAGGGCGCGUUGUCGCCUCGGCGAGGAUGGGAGUCCCUGGCCUCCGGAGCUGAGCGAGCCAGAGCGCGGCCGGGAGGGCGCACCGGAGGGAGGCGAGCCUCGCUGUUCCUCCGGGAGCCCAACACCAUUCCCGCGCCGCCAAGAUGAUCCCCCCGAGCGGCGCCCAUGAGGACGGCGUGGACGGGCUGCCCAAAGAGGCGGCGAGCGCGGAGCUGCCGCCUUCGCCUGCAUCCACCGGCAGCCAGGAAUCCAAGCUCCAGAAACUAAAACGGUCACUUUCUUUCAAGACCAAGAGUUUACGGAGCAAAAGUGCUGACAACUUCUUCCAGCGAAACAACAGCGACGUGAAGCUGCAGGCAGAUAUGCUGGCGGAGGUCAGCCCCGGCUCCAGCCCGCUCCCUGCCCCUGGGAGCCUGACGUCCACACCCACCAGGGCCAGCCUGUACCCAGGCGGCGGCGGCAAGGCCCACACCUUUCAGGAGCACAUCUUCAAGAAGCCUACUUUCUGUGAUGUCUGCAACCACAUGAUUGUGGGAACAAAUGCUAAACAUGGACUGCGCUGCAAGGCCUGUAAGAUGAGCAUCCACCACAAGUGCUUGGACAGCCUGACACCCCAGCGGUGCAUGGGCAAGCUGCCAAAGGGGUUUCGGCGUUACUAUAGCUCCCCCUUGCUCAUUCAUGAACAGUUUGGAUGCAUUAAAGAAGUUAUGCCCAUUGCCUGUGGCAAUAAGGUGGACCCUGUCUAUGAGACCCUCCGCUUCGGCACCUCCCUGGCCCAGAGGACAAAGAAGGGCAGCUCCGGCAGCGGAUCCGAUUCGCCUCACAGAACCUCUACUUCAGAUCUUGUAGAGGUUCCUGAAGAAUCUGAUGGGCCAGGAGGAGAGUAUGACCUACGGAAACGCAGCAACAGCGUGUUCACAUAUCCAGAAAAUGGCACUGACAACUUCAGAGACCAAGCAAAGAACAUAAACCACCAGGGACCUCCUUCCAAAGACUCAUUACAGAUGAACACCUAUGUUGCCUUGUACAGAUUUAUACCACAAGAGAAUGAAGAUUUGGAAAUGAGGCCUGGGGACAUGAUAACUCUUCUAGAGGACUCCAAUGAAGACUGGUGGAAAGGGAAAAUUCAAGACAGGAUUGGCUUCUUUCCAGCCAACUUUGUUCAGAGAGUACAACAAAAUGAGAAGAUUUUUAGAUGUGUUAGAACCUUCAUUGGAUGUAAGGAACAGGGGCAGAUAACACUGAAAGAGAAUCAGAUCUGUGUGACUUCUGAAGAAGAACAAGAUGGCUUUAUCAGAGUCCUUAGUGGAAAGAAGAGAGGUCUCGUCCCCCUCAAGGUUCUAGAAAACAUCUGAUUGCUGGCCCCUCCUCUUUUUGAAGUCAGCAAGCUCUGCUGUGAUUCCCCAUCUCACACUGUGUUAACCCAGAGUUGCUGCCGUGCUGACUGGCCACCCAGGAAACAGUGAGACAAGACUCAAGGAUCUGAGACUGUGGAGCAAGAGGUACAAGGCAGAGGGCCAACUGCACAGCACAUCCAGGCUGCCCAAGGUGAGGGUGAGGCUGAGGCUGAGAGAGUCGGCCAGCAGAGCCAAGUGCCACCGUACCCGGUGGGCAGUGAGCCCACCGUCCCCCAGGAUGCAACUUCCUCCCUGUCCAUGUGGUGUAAGUUAACUGGCUGGAGGGCGCUCCUGCUGGGAUAUGGCCCCAGUGUGACAUUCAGAUCUGUACAGCCAAGCGGGAUUCUGGUUCUAGACCUUUGUCCCCAGUACAGACCAAUCAGCAUCAUCACACUUGACACCCCAGCAGUCUCUCUGCAGAAUAUCAGGAAGCCCUGCUUCCCAGCCCCCAGCAUUCCAGUGCUCACCACGUGCUCCCCACAUGCUCCCCUCACUUGGCAAUCAUGCUGUCUCUUCUGUCCUCCGAUAAGUCCUGGGUGUGCAUUAAAUGUGAGGGCUAAGUUGAUGUGGUACCAACUGCAAAGACCUAAUCUGCCCAGAGAUUGCUGUCACGCUGUCCCUCCUGCUACUCUAGUUGCUGAUGAAGAUGACAGCGGGAUCUGAGGCACAGAUACAGUGGGCCAAGAUGGGGUGAGGUAGGGUCAAGAGCCCUUAUUUUUUGAUGAUUAUACAGCCUUUCCAGUUGUGAAGUCCUUUCCCCAAGGAGACAGAGCUGGGUAAGCAAAUAUGGCAGGAAGUCUCCAGGAGAACUUGAUCUUUAUGUUACAUCCUCUGUAUUGAGGUGGCCAUUUUUCCUCCUGCCAUCCUGUAGGACUCCCUUUUAGAGGUUGAGCCCACCUUGCAGGGAACCAGAAACAUAGAAGCAAAAACAGCAUUUUAGGAGAAAAGUAGCCAAAUUGGAAUCCAUUCUUCUUUAGGGCAGACACUUAUGCCCUAGCAGGUGUAAAAUGGAAAAGAAUUCUUAAUGCUUCAACCCUCUGAAAGCAGAGAAACUCGGGGCCUAUUUAGCAUCAGCUAGAGGAAUCUCUGUUACUCUGUAUUGGUACUAAUGUUUACAAGAAUACAAUAUACUGUGAUGCCUUUCUCCUCAAGCCUCUUCCUAGUAUACGAACUUGCUUCCUAUUAGUCAUUAAUACGGUUAAACUUCAAUUCACAAUGACCUUGGAAUUAAUGUCAGUUUGGUUUAUUUUGUUACAGAGCAAUAAAAUCAUUAGAACAAUUGGUUUUUUAAAAAGACCUACAUGGAUGCAUCCUGUGCAUGUAAGGAUUAUUUCCCAAACCAAAGGAUCAUUCAUCUCCAUUUAUUUUGUUGUUGUUGUUGUUGUUGUUGUUACUGCUCAGUGUGAAGUCAGGAGCUGAGACAGGAUGGCUGCUGGUUUCACAGUAGUUUGGAUGCCUUACUCUCAUUUUAAAGCCAGCAUCCAGAAUUUCCUCCCUCUCUGGUACAACAGGCAGAACUGAGUGUACAAGUCAAGAUGGAUUCUUUGAUCCAGCGUGGAUAGUAUGACUGCCGUUCCAUAAAAUGGAAUGCCUCUAAUUCAAUAUUCCAUUUAAUAAAGAUAAUACAGUGGCUGGAAGGAGUCUAGAAAACAUGUGUCCUGAUCUCUUCUUUUUCAUAAAAUAUCC
This is a messenger RNA of Phacochoerus africanus (Common warthog), 3249 nucleotides long. RefSeq names its product SH3 and cysteine rich domain (gene STAC). The transcript has 11 exons. Bases 310 to 1521 code for a protein of 403 amino acids. Gene Ontology annotation, molecular function: transmembrane transporter binding. Gene Ontology annotation, cellular component: extrinsic component of cytoplasmic side of plasma membrane. Lineage: Eukaryota; Metazoa; Chordata; Mammalia; Artiodactyla; Suidae. The record is from RefSeq and is a predicted model, not a curated record. Gene Ontology annotation, biological process: positive regulation of voltage-gated calcium channel activity; skeletal muscle contraction; positive regulation of protein localization to plasma membrane.